Orycteropus afer afer is the source of this 2393-nucleotide messenger RNA. RefSeq names its product ring finger protein 217 (gene RNF217). Gene Ontology annotation, cellular component: ubiquitin ligase complex; cytoplasm. Gene Ontology annotation, molecular function: ubiquitin conjugating enzyme binding; zinc ion binding; ubiquitin protein ligase activity. Gene Ontology annotation, biological process: positive regulation of proteasomal ubiquitin-dependent protein catabolic process; protein polyubiquitination; ubiquitin-dependent protein catabolic process. NCBI's taxonomy places the organism in Eukaryota, Metazoa, Chordata, Mammalia, Tubulidentata, Orycteropodidae. The record is from RefSeq and is a predicted model, not a curated record.
AUGGGCGAGGAGCAGAGCACGGUGAGCGGCGGCGGCAGCGGGCCCCAGGAAGUGAGGGUCUCUGCAGGAGGCGCCGCAGGCCACUUUGAGCCCCCACGACCACGGGGGGACAGCGCCGGGGCGCACAGGUCGCUCGCCGACUCCGCGGAGCCUAGCGGAGGCAGCUCGGGCUGCACGGAUACUAGCGCCCCAGAGCCCGCGUGGAGCCAGGGGACCCAAGGCGGGAGGAAGAGCCAAGCACCAGGGCAGCCCGUGGGACUAGCACUCAGCAGGCCCCUCAACCCCCAGACUUUGCAACAGCAACUGGAGGAGGAGGGGGAAGCUGAGGACCGACCCGGAGGGGAUGGACAGCAUGAGGCGCCCCCCAGCGAGCAUCGGGAGCCCAAGACCCGUGCCCAGCUCCCCGACGGGCUGGUCCUGGACGUGCUGGCCCAGCAGCGCCCAUCGCCAGCCAAGAGACACGUCUUCUGCUCUGUGUACUGCGUGGAGAACGACCUGCCUGUGUCCCUCACCACCGAGCAGCUCUCGCCACCAGAGUCGCCACCUCGGGCUCCUCCAUCGGUGCCUAGUCCUGCCAGUGCCCUCUCCUCCUUCCCCAGCCCCAGGCUGUCUCUUCCAAACGACCCCCUUUCCCCCGACGGCGGCAGUAUCGAGCUGGAGUUCUACCUGGCACCCGAGCCAUUCUCCGUGCCCAGCCUGUUGGGAGCUCCACCCUACUCUGGCUUGGGCGGGGUAGGGGAUCCCUAUGCGCCCCUCAUGGUGCUGAUGUGCCGGGUGUGCCUGGAAGACAAGCCCAUCAAGCCCUUGCCCUGCUGCAAGAAGGCCGUGUGCGAGGAGUGCCUCAAAGUCUACCUGAGCUCCCAGGUCCAACUUGGCCAGGUAGAAAUCAAAUGCCCAAUCACAGAGUGUUUUGAAUUCCUGGAAGAAACAACUGUUAUCUAUAAUUUAACACAUGAAGACUCCAUCAAAUAUAAGUACUUCUUGGAACUUGGCCGUAUUGAUUCCAGCACCAAGCCAUGUCCUCAGUGCAAGCACUUUACAACUUUCAAGAAAAAAGGACAUAUUCCCACCCCUUCCAGAUCAGAAAGCAAAUACAAAAUCCAGUGCCCCACUUGCCAAUUUGUCUGGUGUUUUAAGUGCCAUUCUCCUUGGCAUGAAGGCGUUAAUUGCAAGGAGUACAAAAAAGGAGACAAAUUAUUGCGCCAUUGGGCCAGUGAAAUUGAGCAUGGACAGAGAAAUGCCCAGAAGUGUCCAAAGUGCAAGAUUCACAUCCAGAGAACUGAAGGAUGUGACCAUAUGACUUGUUCACAGUGCAACACUAAUUUUUGUUAUCGAUGUGGGGAGAGAUACCGCCAGCUCCGUUUCUUUGGAGACCACACAUCAAACCUCAGUAUAUUUGGAUGCAAAUAUCGCUACCUCCCAGAGAGACCUCACUUAAGGAGAUUAGUUCGAGGGUCUGUCUGUGCUGGAAAAUUAUUCGUUGCACCUCUAAUCCUGGUUUUGGGAAUAGCACUAGGGGCCAUAGCAGUUGUAAUCGGUUUAUUUGUGUUUCCUAUCUAUUGCCUUUGUAAAAAACAGAGAAAACGAUCACGGACAGGUAUGCACUGGUGAAAAGCAGAUGAUUGCAUCUGAGCAGUGCUGGUCCGGGUAGGAGCUAUGCAGAAUGGGACACCCAUGUCUUGAUCACAUCUUGAAAAUCACUGAGAAGAACCUUCUGCCAUCCUGUCUCCCAGUGGUUCUCUGCAGGCCACAAUGCCUCUAGCUAUGGUGCACUCCCAACAUGGUAUCCUCUCACUUUCCUUAUACAGAUUGCUGCUUUAAAAAAAAAAAAAAAAAUGGUCACUUUCAUAGACUAUAAGCAUCUGUAUCAUAACUUUGACCUUCUUCAUGGUUCUUUGAAGAAAAUACUUACUUAAGAACCAGUUAUCCUCAGAAUUCUUCUGAACACACCUCCCCUAAGCAUUGCUUGGACUUUGAGCCCUGAACCUCCCUCCAUGACACUUGGUGUGAAUAGCUGAAGUCUCAUCUGUACCAAUGAGCAAGGCCACUUUUCUGAAGAUGAAGGUUCACUACAUGCACCUGUUUUCAUCUGUGGCCCAAGCAGUAUAAUCCAUUCAUCUUCAGAUUCUGUAAUUGCUAAGUAUCUCAAUGCCCAAAGGGGAACUAGAACUAAAUCAAUGAAAAGAAUCAUGAGUUGCUGAAGUCUGUACAUGUAAGGGUGUGAAUGUGUGUAUAUAUAAAUAUCUAUGUUAAAACUAGGCCGAUAACCAUGUACUUUUCUAGUUCCAUGCCUCUGCACUACUUUUCAUAUUUUAGUAGAGCUAUUUAAAAAUUGAUGGUUCCUUUGUGGGCAUAACUUGGUAAUGUAGUGAAUUAAAGUCACUGUAGACAAC